UCUCUGUAAUCGUUUAGGUACGUAAUUGACCAGCGUGAUACCGCUCAAGCUGUUUUGACAACUCGAGGCAGUUUGGCCGCAGCUGUGCAAAAGUAAUGGUUACGGACAGCAAAAUGAUUACGGACGUACAACUCGCAAUAUUCUGCAACAUCCUGGGAGUCGCACUAUUUUUCUUAGUGUUUCUCUUCCACUACAUAAAUGCGAAUUAUUCAAAAUAAGAAAUGGAAAAUUUGUUAUUCGCAGUUUUUACCGGGACGUAACAUAACCUCAUCGAAGCAUUUUAUGUUUCUUCAAUAUUGUGAUCACAGUCCAUUAGGCAAGUUACUUUACAAACUUGGAAAUGUCAGAAUGUUUGUUGAUUAUAUAUUACGUAAUUUGAAAAAAAUUUAACAUUUAUCUUUUUCACAUGUGUGUAAUAAUUUCUAAAAAAGAAUAAACCAUAUGGUUUUGUUUAUCGCAGUAUAUGUAUAUUCUGUUUUACAUGCAUAUAU
Messenger RNA from Pseudomyrmex gracilis, 491 nucleotides. Its product is annotated as dolichyl-diphosphooligosaccharide--protein glycosyltransferase subunit 4. The record is from RefSeq and is a predicted model, not a curated record. The coding region runs from base 96 to 218 and encodes 40 amino acids. The transcript has 2 exons. Lineage: Eukaryota; Metazoa; Arthropoda; Insecta; Hymenoptera; Formicidae. Gene Ontology annotation, cellular component: oligosaccharyltransferase complex.